UGGACGCGUCGGCCCACGAAGAGCUCGCAGCGUGGCGAGCCAGGUUGGGCCGAGCAUGGGCGGGCGCUUAGGCUGUGCAUGGGCGAUCCAAUCACAGCCACCCAUGGCCUUCUGCUGCUCUCACUGGCUCGCCCGACGACGACUUCUUCCCAGCCCAUAUACAAAUCCCCAUGUCCCGCGUCCCGCUCGUGCCUCCAAAUCCCCCUUCAAAGUCGCAGCAACCCUGUCCUCGAGCCUCUGUCUCCCAUGUUGCUCCCUAGAGGAGUCGUCGCAGCAGCAGUAGCAGCAGUACUCCUCCAAGCCGCCCAGCCCGUUUCAGCCGGCCUCUUCGACGUCGACUUCGACCUCAAUCCCGCCCCCGGCGCCGAGAACGCCCUCCGCGACCGGUCGCGUCUGCCCGCCCAGAUCUGCGCCAUCAUCGCCGCCUACAUUGGCUGCGUAGUCAUUGUCGGCGUGGCCCUGCUCACCUACGGCCGCAAGAUGCGCCGCUCCAUCAACGAGAAGAUCGACAUGGUCAAGGUCAACGAGGCCAAUGGCUUCGAGAUGACGCCCGUGUCGCCGUCCAUGUCGAUGCGGCGGUGGUGGCCGCGCAGCCCGAGCAAGCUGAGCCACGCCUUUCAGCGCAGCCGCUCCAGCCUGAACCAGAUCAGCAGCCUGCCCACCAGCCCCAUCAGCCCGGGCGAGGAGAGCAUGGCCUCGUUCGACAAGACGUUUCUGCGCGACCAGCAAGAGGCCCGCCAGCGCGAGAUGGACCGCCUCUACGCCGCCGUCAUGGAGCACGACGAGCGCAAGAACUCGGUCCGCGUCUCGCACGCCGAGGAGCACGACCUCGAGCAGCCCCGCGAGGAUGUCAUGCUGCCCGCGCCGCCCACCUAUCUCAGCCCGCAGCAGAAGAUGGACCGCCGCCCCCCGCCCCUCAACACCAAUGCCGCUGCUGCUCUGCAGUCUCGCCCCGUGCACCACCACCAGCCGCCGCCGCCGCCCUCGCCCCUCAGCCCCGUCCGCGCCAUCUACCCGCCCGAGUCGCCCAUGGCUGCUGCGCGGCGCGCGCCGUACAACGCGCCUUCGCACUACUACAGCAACAGCUACAACAGCGCCACUAGUAACACAGCACCAGCACCGGCAGCGCCGCCUCCGCCCGCCUCCCCCCGCAGCUUCAUGUCGCGCGCGCGCACGCCCUCGACCAGCUCGACUGGCACAAAAAGCAAGAGCAAGAAGCGGCGCUCGAUCCGCAACCUGCGCAUCAGCAGCCCCAUGGCGCGCUUCAGCGGCCACGGCGGCGACAACGGGCACGACGACGACGACCUCGAAGCGCGCACCCCGCUCUCCCCACGCUUCUACAACCCGGGCCCCCCGCCGCAGCCGCCUUAUACGCCCGCCGACGCGCAGAUGACGCCCGGCGCAGCCACCACCACCACCAGCACCGCGCCCACGACGCCCUCGACCGCCGACGCCUUCCGCUACGAGUUCGACGCAAGCCUGCAGAGCCAAUCGCACCCUUACCCUUACCCACCCCCUGCGCCUCUCCCUCUCCCUAGACCGGCACCCCAGCGCGCCGUCAGCGGCGCCUCGGCGUACGCGGGCGCCCGCGCCUCGAGUGGCUCCCUGGGGCUGCCGCCCUCGCCGUCCCCGGCGUCCGCGAACGCGCCGCCCCUCCCGCCUUCGCCCGCCUCGACGCCCGGUCCCCACAGCCACGGCCACACGCACAUAGCGUUCCUAGCCUCGCCGCCGCCCGCGCGCCCAGGGCUGGGAGCGGGGUCGCGCUCGGCGAGCGCGCGCAGCGGGUCCAUCAACACGGCCACGGCGCCCAGCCCUGCCAGCACGACAGCAGCAGCAGCAGCAGGCGCGCACACCACCACGACGAACACGCUCCCGCUGCGCGCCAUGGCCGGCCCGCUCUCCCCCUCCCUGCCCUCCCCAACGACAAAGACGACGGUCCUCAGCACGCGUAGCCGCGACCCGCGGCUCGCCCACCUGCGCACGCCGGGCACGGCCGGCCCCGCCACGCCGUAUUCCCCGUACAUGCCGUUUUCGCCCGUGACGCCUGUGACGCCGCAUCUGGUGACGCGGGAGGAGCGGCGGGAGCGCCGGAAGAGGGAGAAGCGGGGGGUUGGUGUGGCGGAGGAAGGGGAGGAGAGUUUGGGUUUGGGGGUUUGGGUUUUAAUCAUCAAAAUGUCGGAUUCGGAGUGGCUGGCUGCUGGCUGCUGGCUGCUGGCUGCCAUGCACGUAUAUUCGUCAUAUAUCCAUCCAUGCCUUGUGCCUUCUGCAAUGGUUGUCAUUCCCAUGUCCACCUUUCCUCCCAUCGAUAGGAUGCAUCGCUACCUACCUAUCGCCUCCUCCGUACCCGUCUCCGUCUUCAUACUCACUCACACAGCACACCAAGCCCGCACAAGCACCCCUCGAAGAAAAGCAAAAGCAACCCCUCGUCAAAUACCCAGACCUAACUGA
Aplosporella prunicola CBS 121167 is the source of this 2448-nucleotide messenger RNA. RefSeq lists its product as uncharacterized. The transcript has 2 exons. The coding region runs from base 79 to 2448 and encodes 789 amino acids. NCBI's taxonomy places the organism in Eukaryota, Fungi, Ascomycota, Dothideomycetes, Botryosphaeriales, Aplosporellaceae. The record is from RefSeq and is a predicted model, not a curated record.